AUGCUAGUAGCUAUUGCCCGUGUGGUAGACAACAGGGCACUACUACACACCUUUGAAGGGCAGCCAGUGGGUGGAGGCACUGCAGGAUGCGUGUUGGCAGGAAGGUUGUCAGAGGUGGCAGGAUGGCGCGUGUUGCUGCUGGAGGCUGGAGGACCGCCACCCCUGGAGACUUACGUCCCGGGCUUCCAACCCAUCAGCUUCAGUCCGGGUUACAGAGAGAACUGGGGGUACAGUACCGUCCCUCAGAGGUACAGCUCCAAGAAUCUCGUCAACCAGACGGCCAAACAGCCCCAAGGGCGGGUACUGGGUGGCGGCUCCACAGUCAAUGGUAUGAUGCACACUAGAGGUAACAGGCGGGACUUUGACCAGUGGGCGGCCUUGGGGAACCCCGGCUGGGACUACCUCUGUUCUUCCCUACUUCAUCAAGGCCGAGGACUACCGCGUCUCCCCACCCAUACAGGUGACCUCAAGUACCUUCGCCUAUUACUCAUAUUUAUAAUGUUUUCAGGUUACACACAAGACCUCGGCGGUGGUGACAACAACCGGCACGAGUGUCAAGGCUUACCACGGACGAGGUGGGCCCGGCGUCACCCAGGCACCACCGCAGCCCUUCUCCGGGCCUUCAUACAGAGCGGCCUUGACCUGGGCUACUCCGUCAUCGACUACAACGGGCCAGAACAACUCGGUGAGUUGUUGAAGCCUCAGUAUCACCGACCUCCAGGUGAGUUGGAGGCCUCCAGUAUCACCGACCUCCAGGUGUUGAAGCCUCCAGUAUACCGACCUCCAGGUGAGUUGUUGAAGCCUCAGUAUCACCGACCUCCAGGUGAGUUGUUGAAGCCUCAGUAUCGACCUCCAGGUGAGUUGUUGAACCUCCAGUAUCACCGACCUCCAGGUGAGUUGAGCCUCAGUAUCACCGACCUCCAGAUUGUGUUCGACAACAACAAGAGAGCUGUUGGUGUCAAGUUUGAAACAUAA
Molecule: messenger RNA, 975 nt
Organism: Homarus americanus (American lobster)
Lineage: Eukaryota; Metazoa; Arthropoda; Malacostraca; Decapoda; Nephropidae
Product: glucose dehydrogenase [FAD, quinone]-like
Exons: 8
Coding region: 1-975 (324 amino acids)
Molecular function (GO): oxidoreductase activity, acting on CH-OH group of donors; flavin adenine dinucleotide binding
Source: RefSeq, a predicted model, not a curated record